AUGAGCCUAGAUUUGACAUCCUCGUUGUCUACCUCACUUCCGUCAUCACACAGGCAAAACAAAUAUGAUUCAAAAUCAAAAUGUCUUACGGAAAGAAGGGUGAAGCGAGAGUUGAUGUUAUGGAACGGCACAGCGACGAAUUUAGAGGAUCAAAAAUUCAGUUUUGGGAGCAAUACCAAUCGGAUGCAAUCAAUCGUCAUCAUCAAUGAAGAUGAUCUAAAUUCAGAAAAAAUUAUUACAGCUUUACAUCUAUCAGACAAGCUGAUACAUAUUCUUGUGAAUUACGAAUUAAAACAAAUAAUAAGAUUUUCUUCAAACGAUGUGAAAAUCCUAUGUUACCAUAUGUAUCAAAGAAAGAAGAACAAGAUAUCAAUUAUAUUAAGUUGUUCCGAUGAUAAUAUCUAUUUAUUUGAAAUUUUAAAGAAAGAGAAAAAGAGAAAAAACGCUCAAAGAAAAUCCACUCAAUCUACACCGAAACAAACCUCUUCCAUUUUCUCAAGAGUAGAUUCGAGUGAUGCAAAAAACUUUCAAUCUGAAUGGAGAGAUUACUUUAUAUCCAGUGAAGGAAUUAUUAUUAAGGACAUAUCUGACACUGACGUGUUGCAACAGCUUCCAGAGUCUAUUUAUCAAAUUCAAUCUAUUGAGCCAGAAGCAAUACAAAAUCUUUUUAGUGAAGAUGCAAAGAGAGGAGGCAAACACAUUUUAUUGCUAUCCAAAAUGCAGAUUUACAAAUUGUUUCAAGACGAGGAAACAGAUGAGUUAGUACUUGCCCCUCUUUGUAAAGCGCCCUCAACAUUUCAUUCAAGAGUGAAUUGUCUUUAUUACUCAUCCAACACCAGCAAAAUAUCUCAACUCUCGGACCAAAAUAGUUACAUUCUUACUGAAGAGUUUUUUCAAGCACUCUUUGGAAGCGAAUUUAUUUUAAUGACAUCCUGUAUUUGUUUGGUUGGUUGUGAAAAUGGAAGAGUUUUUUGCUUUCCUUCAAAUAAGAAUAUUAUUGAGAGAUUUUCAGAAAUGAGCUGUUAUAGAACAAUUUUAACUGUAAGAAAUUCUGUACAAAAUAUAAUACCACUAUCAAUAUCUGGCACUAACACUAGCAAUGAAAAGUGCAACUCAAUUAUUUGUGUUAGCCAUGAGGGACACAUAGUAUUGUUAUACCAUGACGGAGAACAAAUUAUCAAACGGUCCUGUUUUAUUAACCUCAAAAUAGCUUCUUCAAUUGUAGUCAAAAACCAAUUGAUUGUUUCCAAUGACAUCGGCUCUCUAUUUUCAUUCACAAUUUACAAUAAGAUACCAUCGAAUGAUGCAUUGACAAAGACGUCUACAACCAUUAAAUUAUUUGAUUCUGUGGAAGUUAGAGAAAUACCAUCAGAAUCAAAUAUUGCAAUUUUACAUGAGCUCAAAGCUAGGAAGUAUCAACCUUUCAACGUUCUUUCAUUCCCUAACACGGAAUUAUCUUUUUCACAACUAAAGCUCACUUCUCUUGACGAAAAGAAAAGGAACAUGAGAGCUAAAGGCGCAUGUACUAUAUUUACAAAAUCUGGAAAUGUGGAUCAUAUCAUAAUACCAUCACAUACUGCUAUAGACGAUUGGUUGUGUCACUCUGUUGCUUCGAAUCGAUUACAAAAUGGAGUUCGGGAAAUGAUACAACAAGUGGACGAGAGUUUUAGUAAAUUAGAUGGAGCCAAAAGAGAACAAGACCACUUAAACAGAGAAAUUUACACACUUAAUACUGCUAUGCAUCUUCUCCAUGAAUGGAAGGAACAAGGAAAGAAACUUGCAAGCAACAUCAAAUGCUUUACACGGAAAGAAGACAUGCAAACUGUAAUGGAAUGUACUGUGAAUAAUGGAACAGAUUUCGUAUUGACCAAUCAGUGGACAAUUAUUGUAAUGGUCGAAUGGAGCAACCACAAGUUAGAGUGUUACUCUUUUCCUAUCAAUCAUUUAGAAAGUCGGAGCACAUGGACGAGAACUAUUCUACUCUCGCCUCAAAGCGGCUAUUCGUCAUUUAACAUCAGCGUUAUACUCUCGUUCAAUCAAACAGAAGGCCAUUUUUCACUAGUUCUUAAAGACCAAAAAUUUAAUAUGAUGGAUUUACUUGAUAUUCAUUUAGAACACUCGAACUCUCUGAGAUUUAUUUCUGCUCCAUUAUCCAACACAAUGAACCCUUCAAAGCGUAUCCGUCAUCUAUUUCGAAAACAUUACAAAAGCAUUCCUUAUUUGGACCACUUAAAUCCACUGCUGACAAGUACAAUUUCGCACACUUUCAAGCUGAAGGUGAAUCCCCUUGAGGAAAGAUAUACAAUGAACUGGGAAAAUAUGUUGAGAAUACCUCUUGAAGAAAUAUCUAGCCUGAGCCAAGAUGAUUGGGUAUCACUUGUUGAUCGUAGAGAUGCCAAACUGUCCUCCAACAACUUUUCGACGCCAUCAUUAUUAAGAACUCCAAAUGGAGAGGAUGUAAAGCUCAAGAUUUCAACUUGUCUUGGAGGGCAAGGGUUUGAAGUGAUUCUCCAGAGCAAUCAAUUUGGAAGCCUUCUUGCUUCCAGAACAUCCUUUUUGGAAAAGCUAAAGCACUAUCUAUUGGUACGGCAAAAAAUUGACUUUACUCUUGCUUCAUAUCCAAGAGUUACUCCAAAAGAGGAAAUUAUUGAAACAAUCAAAGCCAUGCAAAACAUUCAAACAUCAGCUUCUCGAUUGCUUGCAGAAUUCGAGCAACUCGAAAAAUCUUGGCACAACAUCCUUGUCAAUAACCACUCGGAAAGUGCAAUGAACUCAUCAAAUGUUUCAUUGUUGCCCCUUAUCCAUCAAUCGAACAGUCUGGAUAAGAAAAUAGUUGAGACUUUGAAAGAGUUGAGACAGACCAAGUGUGCUCUGUGA
Naegleria lovaniensis is the source of this 2877-nucleotide messenger RNA. RefSeq lists its product as uncharacterized. The coding region runs from base 1 to 2877 and encodes 958 amino acids. The transcript has 3 exons. The record is from RefSeq and is a predicted model, not a curated record. Lineage: Eukaryota; Heterolobosea; Eutetramitea; Acrasida; Naegleriidae. Gene Ontology annotation, biological process: interstrand cross-link repair. Gene Ontology annotation, cellular component: nucleoplasm; Fanconi anaemia nuclear complex.